GUUCUUCCCGAACCAUCGAGGGGCUCCUGGUGUUUGAUGUGAAUUUGGUGCCAUGACAUGUAUGACAUGUAAGAAAUGUCAUCAAUGACUAAAGGUGCCUUUUUUGUGUAUACAUUGGAGUUUUACAACAAGGUCCAGAGUAAGACAUAUGAAGCUGCUUGUUCAAAGACCUGUUCAUUACCUUAACCUAAUGCAGAACUUUUACUCAUAGUUUACUUAAGCAUUUAGAAAGUUUCGAAUUUGUGUUUUUACCUGAGUAAAGCAUCUAAAUACCUAUUCCACCACUGUUAUACAUUCUGAAUACUCGUAUUUAUAAACGGGAUCAAUCGGGGUCAAGGCUCUCUGGUGCAGUUGCACGCAGUGACCGGCAGGCGUCACUGUAAACCUGUCAACGAAUCAGGGAGCGAGGGGUUGGGCAUGACGUCAUUAUUGGGGUAUUUUCAAGAUGGCGCAGGACUGUGGCCGGGAUGCCGCUGCUGCAGCCAGCUAAAAAACGGUUAGGGGAUUUAAUUAAUCUUCUGUCCGGCGACGACGCUUAAAUUCUCAAGACGGAAGCUAUUUUUUAAGACGUCAGCCAUCAACAUGUUCCGGCCGGUGAAUCUCAGGUGAUGUUGAAGGAUAAAAUGAUAGCCCCUUCUUCGAAGAAUAACAAAACCUGCUGCUGCUGCUGCGGAGCCGGGCCGACCGGACAGGGGUACUCGCUGCGGGAUCUUACGCCCGGGGUCGAGGCUUCCUCGACGGAUUGAGUGCUCAUGGAAACCACGAAGGAGAACCGAGGGUCGCUCGUUGUCGACUUGAACGAGAACGAAGAAGAAGGCGGAGAAACGGGCGGCGAGGGACUGGCGGCUCAAAAGCCCUACGGUGCGUUCAAAGACCGCAGCACGGCGCUGCCAGCCGGUGUCAGCGGGGGUCGGGAAGCUGGGAAGGGUCAUGUUUACGUGACCGGUAACGAGAGGAAUGUAAACAGGGACGCCUCGGUGCAGUCGCCCACGCGCGAGAGGGAGAUUAUGUUGGAUUUAGAGGAGUGCCUCCCCGACCAGGUGGCUGGCAGCUGUGUGGUGUCGGCGGUUUGCGGCGACCUGAACGGAUUCACCGAAUCAUUCGGCCUGGAGGAGCUGACGAUGGUCGAAGAAGAAGAAAAAGAAGGUGGAGGAGGAGGAGGGAGCCUCGGCCUCGCGGGGACCACAGGCGCUUCCUGUCCAGCUGUGCUCGGGGCUCGGGUUUCAGUGGACGCGGGCCGAGAGAUGCGACAACCGCCUGUGGGGGAGAGCGAAGGGGAAACCCCGGACUCCGACGACGUCACCUCGGGAGAAGAGGCGAGCGGCGGCGGCUGCAUCAGGACUUUCCUCUCCCUCGAUCGACUGCCAUGCUCGGGGAAGCACCAGCGGAACUGCGCAUGCGCCGCCGCUGCGGCUCCACACCGACCAGAUGUAAAGAUGCCCAACGGGGAUGCUGACGGUACCGACACGGACGUGGCGUACUGUAAACGGCCUCCCGGCCCGCUGGUUCUGGGCCCGAGGCUCGGUUCAUGCGAUGUGGACUUCGAGGAAGGGAAAGUUGUAAACGGUGGUUUGCACAUUGUGACCACCGCCAGGGUGACAUGUGACUGGUCCGACUCGGACUGUUCCCCGGACACCGACAUUCCCUUCGACCUCGGGGCAAGGCCGGAAAACGGAGCCGGGUCAGGGUUUUGUCCCGGAAGCCAAAGCGACCACAGCGGGACAUCGGUCUCUCAGUGCCCGGAGGAGAAUCCUUCAGAGCCCCCUCAGUUCCUCAACCCAGCCACGGACUCCCCCACCCUGGGAUCAAGUGCCAAAACCCCCUCGCCCUGCCCAUCAACCCUCUCUGAGCCCACCAUCGAGGAGGACGAGGGGGGGUUCAGUGAGCCCCCUCUGCCCGUCAGGCCGCAGACAUUGAGGACUAACUCCAACAUGGUGUUGUCCCUCAGUCUCGACGCCACCCCGUUGUCCCCCGACGACAAGGGGGGGUUUUACUAUGGAGAUGAGGGGUACGAGCAGGACAUCCGGAGCGCGUUGGAAGCGGGUCGCCGGCAGAGCGCCCCAGAUCAGCUGCCGGAUCUCAGCAACCAGGAGGACGGCUCGGACCCCCAGCUGAUGCCAAAGAGGUUCGGCAUAGCUGAUUUCUUCACCAGGAGCCUGUUUUCUAGGAAAUCCAAAGAGCCAAAGGCGUUGUCCCAUAAUGCAACGGGGUGGCGACUGUUUGGCAAGACGGCACUUAGGGAAGAGCCGACUACAGACCCCGACUCCACCUUGUCCACACAGCAGAGGCCACAGGAAGAGGGGAAGCAGGACUUGGACGAGUCCUCGCGUGCUCGGCUUCCCUCGGCUGCCGGGAGAAGGAAGAACCUGGAGUUUGAGCCUCUUUCCACCACAGCGCUCAUCCUGGAGGACCGACCAGCGAACCUACCAGCCAAAUCCCUGGAGGAAACUCAGAGACACAAAAUGGAGUACGACGAGAUGGUCGCAGGAGCCAAGCGGAGAGAGAUUAAGGAAGCCCAGAGGAAGAAGCGUCAGAUGAAGGAGAGGCACAGACAGGAGGACAUCAUCUCAAACGCCAUGGUUGUCUGGAACAACGAGAUUCUGCCGCACUGGGACACUGUGAAGGGAACGAGGCGGGUGAGAGAGCUCUGGUGGCAGGGACUUCCUCCCAGUGUCAGAGGACGAGUGUGGAGCCUCGCCAUUGGCAACGAGCUCAACAUUACACCAGAGCUGUAUGAGAUCUUCCUGUCCAGAGCCAAAGAGAAGUGGAGGAGUUACAGCGAAACCAGUUCAGUCAACGACAGUGAGAGUGACGGAGGGGCGUCUCUGGCCGACAGAGAGUCCAGUCUGGACCUCAUCAAACUGGACAUUUCCAGAACCUUCCCCUCUCUCUUCAUUUUUCAAAAGGGUGGUCCCUACCAUGACCUCCUCCACAGUGUACUGGGGGCUUACACCUGUUACAGACCUGACAUUGGCUAUGUCCAGGGAAUGUCCUUUAUUGCUGCCGUGCUGAUCCUCAACCUGGAGGAGGCGGAAGCCUUCAUCACCUUCGCCAACCUGCUCAAUAAACCCUGUCAGAUGGCCUUCUUCAGAGUGGACCACGAACUGAUGUUGAAGUAUUUUGCAGCCUUUGAGGUUUUCUUUGAGGAGAAUCUUCCUCGUCUCUUCAGCCACUUCCAAACCAACAACCUGACCCCCGACCUCUAUUUGAUCGACUGGAUCUUCACUCUGUACAGUAAGUCCCUCCCACUGGACGUAGCGUGCCGGGUGUGGGACGUCUUCUGUCGGGACGGGGAGGAGAGCUUGUUUCGGACGGGGCUCGGUAUCCUGCGACUGUUCGAGGAAGUCCUGCUCCAGAUGGACUUCAUUCACAUCGCCCAGUUCCUGACCCGCCUGCCCGAGGACCUGCAGGCGCACACACUCUUCACCGCCAUGACCAACACACACAUGAUGAGCAGGAGCCGGCGCUGGGCUCAGGUGUUUUCUGCACUGAUGAAGGAUGUAAAUAAAGAGAUGGACAAAAACUCCAGCCCGUCUCUGAGAAGCUAACACUAGCCACCCUCGACGCUAACGCCACCUUUCUCCAAACUAAUCUGCAAAAUGUAAACUGUGAAGGUUGAAGCCCCCCCCCCCCCCCCCCCCCCCCGACCGGUCCCUGAACUCGCCACGGCUAACAUCCGGGCGAGGUCAGCGGUGAAGCUUGAAGCUACGUAGCUCGAAGCUCAACUUUCCCUCCAGAGGCGUCGCGACGGAGCUUGAAGCGAACACGGGGCCGGCCGUGGAGGUGGGAGCCGAGGUCAACGAUUUAGUGCCAGAGACGAGCCGCAGGGGAAGGAGGAGGAAGAAGAAGAAGAAGAAGCGGAAGAAGAAGAAGUGUUGGAACCACAGUGGUUGGUUCAGUCUAAACUCCAGCAGCCAGUGUCAGUAUUUUUUUGCCAGACAGAUUUCGGAGAAGCGACUGUCACCGAUCUACCUGCCGACAGAGGCGGGAAAAUUAAAACCGACUUUCCGAUGAUAUUCUGUGUUAUUUCCCCCGCCGCCUGGAAGGGAGCGCUCACUCGCCGGUGGAAGUUCUGCAUCCGUGUUGGGUCACAAACACCACUAACGGGGAGAGCAUUGCACCCCUUGUGUAAUCCUCCCCCCCCCUGAAAAAAAGGCUGAAAUUCUCAUUUUUGGUUCUAAUGGUUUUCUAAAGGCUUAAAAAAUGACUUCUGUGUUUUGAUUAUCAUUGUAAGCUUUUGGUUUCACACUAUUAUUGGUUUGCAAUUUUGUUGUUGUUGCUUGAACUCUGGAUCUUAAAAAACUCUUCUGCAGUAGCAUGGCUGAUGCUGAUAUACCCGCCUCCCAAUGUAUUAUCCUAGCUUCUGUAGGCAGAACGUGAAUAUGGGAAGAAACUAAAAAACUCUAGGGAAAUGGAAAUAUGUUGUACAAUGCAGAACGACACGUUUCAAAAUAUUACAAUGUAGUCUUUCUGAUAUUUAUUAAAAAAUCCAAUAAUACACAUUAGUUAUUUUAAUCAAGUGCAAGCGGAUUAAAUAUGGAUUGUUUUCCCGGAAAUGAAUUAUUCAAUGGUCCACUGGGCUCAAACAAGUAUUUUUUGACAUUUGUUCAAUAUUUUGAACUGUCAUCCUUAAUAUAAAAUGAAAAAUAAGUAUAUCGGGAACACGUUCAAGGAUUUCAGACGUAUUUAUUGACAUGAUUUCAUUCAUGAAAUGUGGAUGCAGAUCCUUCUGGAGCUAAAAAGACAGAAGUGUCGGCUUUCUAAUGUUUUUUUGGGCCGACGUCGUCCAUAAGAACCAUAAACGUCGGGACUUCGCAGAUUAAAAAGCCUUGUUUCAAGGAUCCGGGUUCAUCCGAGCACUUUAAACACGCAGCGCAGGACGAGCUCGGAGGAAACGGGCGGGGCAUCAAGCGCCUCGUCGUUUUCAGCUUGAGACGCUUUUUAGACUUUGCGGCGGAUUGAAAGUUAAUGUCUUAUUUCUCUUUAAGAAAACACACCUGCGUGUUGCAUCACUUUCAAGUGAGACGCUUUUGUAUUUUUACAUGAUUGCGUGGGAGAUGCUUAAUUUUUUUAAACAUCAUCUUCAGAUUUGCCUCCAGACCCAUCGAGUUGAAUGAUUAUCCCGUUCAUCAAUCAGUCGAUCGGCGGCGACUGAUGAUUCAUGAAGACGGACGCUCUCUGAAUCCAGCUUCUUAAAUGUGACAUUUCCCCCGCUUUUUUUCUUUUUAUAUGAUUGAAAAUCCAAUGUUGGACCAUUGCACAAAAGAAGACAUCUCCAGGACAUUGCUUUGAUAGAUUAGAAAACAAUUACAGCUGCAACUAACACGAGUGGGUUUGUCAAUUAUGCUGCUGAUUAUUAAUCUUUUGCUUUAAGUAAUCGAAAGAGGAAAAAAAAGUAUAAAGUAAUAUCUUCAAAUUACGUAUUUGUUCCAUCAAUCAGCUGAAACUCCAAAACAUUCAGUUUGAUAUAGAAGUCAAAAAAUCUAAUAAAUAUUCUGAUUUGACAUGUUGGAAUCAACAAAGUUUUGGCCUUUUUUAGAGCUGAAACGAUAAAUAUAUUAACAGAAAAUUAACCCAAUAAUUGAGAAAAUAAUCUGCAGAUGAAUUGAUAUAAAAGUAAUGAGUUACAACCCUCUAAAGGAGCAAGACGCAUAAAGCAAGUUAACACGUGCUCUACUAAUAAUGACCACAGCAACCGCAAUGGAGGUGUCUUCCCGUUCUCGAUCGCAUUGAUUUAAUCUGGAUUAUAAUCUCAGUCUCUGGCCUUUUGAAGUGCUUUACGUCACCUCCGCAUCUGUUUUUGACACCCGCGCACACACACGCGCACACACACCGCUACUGAUGACAAAUACUUUACACUUACCAGCACAUGAGCCGGCCUUAAAGAUGUUUUCUCCACGUCGACCAGCUUUUAUCGGUUGUUGAAGCAGAAUACUCACUGGAGACCAGGAGGAGGAGGAGGACACCACAAUUUAAAGUUUGAAAAUAAAUGUUAAGUUAUUGUUGCUACUUUGUCUUUCAGUCCUUCCUCCUCAUAUUUCAAUCAAACAAGAACAAUAAGUAGCGAUAAAAUGGAAAUGAUCUGAAGUUAACAUAUUUACAGAUUUAUGAAGACUAAAACAAGAAAGGGUUUUUAUUUGAGUCUCUCCCCGACCUCCAGGUUGCAUCGUGUCCGGUGAGUUUUCUGCAUCCGACCAGUGUUUCACACAAACGAGUCCACAGCGAAGGGUUUGUUGUUGUACACCAACCAAUCAGAAGCCAGUUUUCAUGGGUCCCAGCUGGUAUUGGUGUUGUUUGAAUGAAAUGCCCAAAAGCUGUGUUCAUCCAAUCCUGUAGUCUAGAUUCAGCGGAGGGGAUUUCUAUUUCUAUUUUUUCUUCAAGGUUUGAAAACUACAUAAACUUCAGCACAUUCUCAUUUCCUUUACACUAAGACAUAUAACCUCUCAUUUGUGUUGUGUGUUUUUCUCAUAAUUUGACCAAAGUGUUCAUCAAGCUCUUCACAAUAUUAGAAUUGAGCCCCAAUAUGAAUUACCUUUACACAGUCGGUAAUAGAGGCGUUGGAAGCUGCCUGACUUCAUACAGUUAAACAUGUGUAUUAAAUGUGUAAUAAAUACGUAAUAAACACAUGCAUGGCUAAAAAGUUAAGACGAAAAGCAGCACUUUUCACUCGGUUAUAAACGACCCGUUCCCAGUUACAACUUUUCAAGAAAAACUCUUAAAACGCCUCCGAUGAAUCAGAGAAGGCAAAAAACAACAAUAAGCACUUUGUGAGCAUGAUUUUAUUUGUAUUUUUUAAACUGGUACACUAAUAACACCGAGAGCAAUUAAGAUCAAUGAGGAAUUUGCAGUAAAAUGUCGGUUUAAAGGUAAUAAAUUCCCACUCAUGAACAGGUUUCUAUAAAUCCCCCUUAAAUCUAACGAGACCAGUGUGUUCAUAUAUUUCCAACAUGUGUGUGAUCUUUGGGGAUCUUUUGAUCUGUUUUCAUUGUGUGCCAACAGCCUUGUUUAUCAUAGAGCUCGAUGGAUUUUUCCCAGUUUUCAGUUUGUCUCAUGGAUCCUGAGAUGGUUUAAAAAUGUUCCAAAAAUAUUUCUUAACCCUUUCAAAUGUAACUUAAAAACGGCCAAAAUUGGAGUUGAGUGUUUCCUGGACAACAAUGAUAUUAAUUCACCACCAAAGAAUCUUUAACCUCUUAACAUUAUUAAUCCUAAUAAAUGAUGUAUUUGAAUUGGUUUUGGACAAAAAAAUGUGUGUUUAAUGUUUAAAAUCGCAAACUGUAAAACAUGAAGUUGAAAAACACAAAUUUCUCUGAUGGCAACAUGAUUUAUUCAUUUCAAUGUUCUGUUUCGGAUUGAUCCCGUCAAUCUUUAAAGUUUUGUUCCAGUAUUGAUAUGUAAUUAAUACGUACUAAAUCAUUUCUCAGUAUCCAUGCUCACUUCUGAUCAUUCUGAUUGGACGAACUGAAACACAUGACAGCUGCUGUCGGCAUUAUUAUAUUGUGUUGAGAAGUAAACGAUGUAGACUAGACACACACAUGUGUAGAUGUCUGUGUGCUUGUGCUAAUCUCAACUUUACACUCCUCAAAAAGUGCAAUACGUGUUUUUUUUUCCGGAAGAUGAAAUUCCAUAUACUCGGUUGUUCUCCUCUCACCUCACUCUAGAUUAUUAAUGAAAUCUUCAAACAGCUGCAAAAGGAAGAUGAGAUUAAUUCGAUAUUUUCCCUCAUGUGUUCUACGUACUCAUUUUAUUUAAAUUUCAUCUUCGCUCUUCGUUGUUUUUUUCUUUCUGUCGUGUAGAUUCAUUCAGCUUUUUUUCUGUUUGUUUAAUAUGUUUUUUAUUUGUUAUGUCGGUGUACAUUUGUUUUCAUAAUGCCUUACAGGUGAUGUAAAUAAUCUGUAAAAAAGUGUUCUUUCUUUUCAUAUAAUGGCCACUAGUUGAAUGUGUAAAUAAAUAUCUCAGCAAACUGA
This is a messenger RNA of Pseudoliparis swirei, 7964 nucleotides long. Its product is annotated as TBC1 domain family member 12-like. The record is from RefSeq and is a predicted model, not a curated record. The coding region runs from base 753 to 3548 and encodes 931 amino acids. NCBI's taxonomy places the organism in Eukaryota, Metazoa, Chordata, Actinopteri, Perciformes, Liparidae. The transcript has 13 exons.